Molecule: messenger RNA, 5995 nt
Organism: Acanthopagrus latus (yellowfin seabream)
Lineage: Eukaryota; Metazoa; Chordata; Actinopteri; Spariformes; Sparidae
Gene: ak9
Product: adenylate kinase 9
Exons: 37
Coding region: 285-5504 (1739 amino acids)
Biological process (GO): nucleobase-containing compound metabolic process
Cellular component (GO): cytoplasm; mitochondrion
Molecular function (GO): AMP kinase activity; ATP hydrolysis activity; ATP binding
Source: RefSeq, a predicted model, not a curated record
CGCGCUCGUCUUUAUAUUUGUGUGUUUUUACUCGCAAAAUAGCGGCUAUGGGUGUUUAUAACUGCUUAUAAAUUCGACUAAGCACACAUUUAAACUACUUUUAAGUCAUAAAGUGGCUAAUUAGUGUGGCGUAACUUACCACAGUAUGGAAAUUCAAACCGUCUCGCCUCAGGUUGUUAGUUGCUAUGGUAACAGUGUUUAGUGUAGCGCUAAUGUAUCGUUAGGCUAGCUAAGUAAGGUAGCGCUAGUAAAGAGGCGAUGAUAACAAGUUUUAACAGGUAAAAAUGGACGAAACAAUGCCCGAAAUAAACGACGGCUUAGUUGACAACCUUAUAGAAGAUGAAGCUGAGAGAGAGACUCUUCUUGCCAAACCCACCUGCUUCAUAAUAGUUGGGAGACCGGGUGUUGGCAAAUCCACCUUGGCCAAAGAAAUUGCACAAUCGUGGAAGUGUAUAUUAGUUGAUGAUACAGAUCUUCUCAACACACAUAUUAAAAAUAAAACAAGGCAGGGUGAAGAACUCUUGAAUAUCUUGUCCGAGGGGAGAAGUAUACCAGAAGAAAAGGUGCUCCAGCUUCUUCUUGACAGGCUUGACUCACCAGAUGUGGAGCAUUAUGGAUAUGUACUGAGUUGCCUGCCAUCCCUAUCAGAAGAGUGUAUGAAGAUUCAAGAGCAGAUUGAGCUGAUCAAAAACCUCAAACUAACACCCGAUUUCAUCAUCAACAUCAAGUGUGCAGACAAGGAUCUGGUGGAUAGGCUGUCAGGUCUGAAGCAGCACCCAGAGACAGGUCAGCUGUACGGCAGGGACAAGUGGCAGCAUGAGGAGGUGUUUCACAAAAAGAAAGAGAACAAGGAUGAGGAAGAGGAAGUAAAUGAUGAAGAGGAUCAGGCUGCAGAAGAGGAGCAGCAACAGGAUAUUACUGUCCACAUGGUGUGGACUCCAGAGAAUUUAGCCAGGAAUGCUUUUCUCAGAAUCAGCAUGUACAAGGAUACCAUGCUCAGACCACUAGAGGACUACAUGACAGAUCAUAACCCACUCUACCUGCUGGAGCUGGAUGGAAACAACACACCUGAAGAGCUGCACUCGACUGUAAUGUCCCGUCUUGGAUCCAUGGCAGUUAAGCGUGUCUCUCUUCCGGUUCUCCUUCACCAGCCUGAUGAUGAAGAAUUUCCAGCGGAAAUUGAAGGGGAGGAAUUGCUGAGAGUUAUGUCCUCCUCCAGGACAGUGGCCCCUGGUUUUAGAUGGAGAAGAAGCCGCUGGGGCCAAACUUGUCCUGUUGCUCUGAAGGAAGGCCAGGUCAUUCCUGGGAAGGCUGAAUUGUGUGUGGGCUUCCAGGACAAAAUGUACAUCCUCUCAUCUGAGGAGGCCUACCAGAAGUUUAUCACAAACCCACGACGGUACUUACGUCCUCCAAUGCCCAGGCCUCCUUGCAGAGUUGCCAUCAUUGGACCUCCACAGGCAGGGACGAGCACUUUAUGUCAGCUUCUAGCUCAACACUACAACGCAUUGGUUCUUGAUAUGGAGGAUUUGAUGAAGCCAGUUCUGGCCAAAGGUGAACAGGAGUGGCUUGACAAAGUCAAAGAGGAGACAACACAGGUCGCUAUAGAGAAAAUCAAGAUGAAGAUUGAGCAGGAUGGAGAACAGAACGCAGAUGAAUCAAGUUCUGUAGAAGUGACGGAGGAUCAUCCAGAGGUACAAGCUAUGGUGCUCACUGCAUUGGAAGAAGCCAAACAUAUGAGCGCAUCCCCCUUUGGCCUGUAUGCAGAGGUACUGAAGAUGCGCAUAAAAGAGAUGGAAGAGGCUGACACUGAUGCAGAUGUUAGGACUGGCUGGGUGCUUGAUAACUUUCCAAAGAACUUCUCCCAAAUGGGUGCCUUACAGCAAGCUGGAAACAUGCCAGACAUCCUAUUCUGUCUCAGAGACAGUGAUGGAAAUCAGGUUUUGAAGAGAUUGUAUGAGAUGAACAAGGAGAGUGUGGACAAAGCAGUAAUCAAGAGGUUGCAGGGGGAACUCACUGAGAAGGAGAAACAGGCCUUAAACCAGAGGGAGCAAGAACCAAAGGUUGAAGCCCCACCUGCAGAUAUGAAAACAAAUCUAGAGACUGUUGUUGAAGAAACUGAAGAAAAUGCUGAACAAUCCAACACCACCAGUCCUUCAUAUCCUGAAAUGAUCAAAAAGGAGGCUGUGGUACUACCUGAUCAUUGGGAGUUGGGUUAUCCAGAUGGCCCAGAGAUGAAUGACUAUAAACAGCAACUGCAACAGUUUGUGAAUGAAUGGGAGCAAAUGCAGCCUGCUCUACCUGUCGCCCACUCAGUGCUGGAGAUUGGCAGUCUAAGCCCAGAGGACCUGCUUCAAGAGAUGAUCCUUCAUAUGGAGAAACCCUAUCAGUAUGUCUCCUGGGAGAUGUCAGCGGUUGACCUGGAUGAGGAGACAGAGGAUAUGGACGCCUUAGCUGAGCUGGAGAGAGCUGACGAAGGCAGCAGUGACAAUGACACAGUGGAGGAGGAGGAUGAGCAGGGGCAAAUAGCAGCCAAGAGAUUAUUAGGUGAUACCCGUCAUUUCUGCCCCGUGGCAUUAAAAAACCACAACGUCCUGUGGCCUUGUAAGGAUGAAAUUGCAGCCAAGUACCGUGAGAAGAUCUUCUGCUUCUCAAGCCAGGAAGCCAGGGACUCCUUCCUCCAAAACCCUGUGCAGUUUGUUGCACAGACUGGGCCUCUCAAGCCUCCUGCCGUGCGGAUGUUUUUGCUUGGCCCCCGAGGGUCAGGCAAGACUACUACUGGAGAGUGGCUUGCCAAGAAGCUUGGAAUCUUCCAUAUUCAGUUCAGGGAGCAGGUCCAAAUGCUUAUCAUGGCCAAGACAAAGAGGAGGAUACCUUAUGCUGAUGAGGCGGAUUCUGCAGAGGAGUCUCCUGACGACUUGGAGGCCCUGAUAAAGGAAGCUAGGGGAGAGGACGAGGAGAUGAAGGAUACGUCUGCCAGCAUGAAUGACAUGGAGCAGGAAGUGGAACUGACUGAUGAGGAAAAGGACAUCAAAGCUUAUCUGUCUGAUGGAGAGCCACUGAGUCCACAUAUCCUGAAUAUGGUUAUCAGACCAUUCUGGAAAGAAGAACCAUACAUGUCCACAGGUUUCAUUCUGGAGGGCUUCCCUCACAAUCCCCAGGAUGUGCAGUACAUGUUGCAGCAGCAGCUUUUCCCCGACCUUGUGGUAAUCAUGGCGGUGGAAGCCUCGGAUGUUCAGAAGCGCUUGUUGCCGACAUACCUGGAGAAAUGGCAUGAGCGGCGCAACCAUCACAAAACACAGCUGAACCUCCUUCGUGAUCUACGUCAGAAGAACCGGGAGGAGAAUAUUUCCAGGAGAAGAGCUGAACUGAUGGCAGAGCUACGCAGUGAAAAGGCAGCCAAAACCAGGGAUGAGGAAGAUGAAGAAGAGGAUGAAACCGCAGACAACACUGAGGAUGACAUAGAGGCCAUGCUGGAGGAGGAGUUUCCUUUAGAAGAGGAUAACGAAGACAUGGAGGAUGAAGAAACUGAGGAGGCAGCUUCUGAGAGGCUUGAGGCGGAGAUAGAAGAGCGUUUUACGACGGAUGAAAACAACCUUGCACCUGUGAUGGAGCUAUUGAGUGAACAAAACAUACCCAAUAUGUCAAUUAGUGCAUCUCGGAAGCCCCGGAUCGUGCAGCAACAGAUGCUUCAGAAAAUCCAGCCUCUGCUGACCAACAGGGAGUCAGUCUUCCAAAAAUGCUACCCAAUCUCAUACAGCCUGGCAAAUAAGCUGCUGCUCUCCUCUUACAAACUCCACAGUGCCUUUGGCUGCUGGGACCCUGUAAAGCAAUACAAAGAGAGAGGUUUGAUCCAGCCUCUGCAGUGGCCUCUCAGUACCACAUAUCCCCUGAUCCUCCAUCAGUAUAUCUACUUCUUUUCAUCCAAAGAAAACCGUUACACCUUUAUGCUCAACCCCUUGAAGUACCUUAGACAACAGAAGCCCACCCCAUCCCUGCCUUUAAAAAUGGCAAUUGUUGGACCACCCAAAUCUGGAAAAACUGCUGUGGCACAGAUGUUUGCUCAGAAAUAUGGCUUGGCCUGGCUGUCGAUCGGCAGUGUUAUGCGCAUGGUGCUUAACACCCAGGAGCACACCGAUCUGGCUUUCCAGAUGAAAAAGCAUCUCUGCAAGGGUCUUGUUGUGCCUGAUGAGCUGGUCAUUCAGUGUCUGGAGGUGGCACUCAUGAGCUUGGUCUGUAGCACUCAAGGGUACGUGUUGGAUGGUUUUCCAAGUACACUUAAGCAGGCAGAGCUGAUGGGGUCUCGGAGUAUCAUCCCUAUGAUAGUCGUUGAGUUGGAGCUAGACACAGUGGAGGUGCUGAAGAGAGGCCUGGUGGACAAGAUGAAGCCCUACAAGCCUCACCUGAUGCACAACAGCUCUGAGAUCCUCCACAUUCGCAACUCCUGUUACAAGCAGGAGGUGGAACAUGUGAGGCAACACUUCCAGAAACAAUAUCAGAACUGGAUUAUGCUCGAUGGCUUGAAGAGUAAAUGGUGGAUCUGGAACAUGAUUCUACAGGAAGUCAGCAUCAGUAUGAAGUAUAUCCACAGCUACCUGGAGAGGACAAAAAACAGGAAAGCGGCCUGCAUCAACAGACUGUGCAUCACGCCCAGGGAGCUGCAAUAUCGACUUGGAGAGUUUCACCAGUAUUGCCCAGUCUGCAUGGCUCUACAUCAUCACCUGGUGGACUGCUCCGAAACUGCAGCCUUAACUCAUGCUGCUGAGUACAGGGGACAGUAUUACAGGAUGUGUGGCAAGGACCAUUUAGAGAGGUUCUUGAUCACUCCAGAUGAGUUUGUGGCUCCUGGCUGUCCACACACUCUCCCACAACCCCACCUGCUGCCAAGAAAACUAACGGAGAGUCAGGUGAAGAACAAGUUCCCACAGCAAGUUGAGUUGAAGGGUUUUUGCCCGGUCACUUAUCUUGAUGGAAAGCAAAGGUAUGAAGCUCUGGUUCGAGGAAAGAUGGAAUAUGCUGUAGAAUACAGAGAGCAGAUCUACAUUCUUGAGACGAAGCAGAAACAGGACAAGUUUUUGAGGAGUCCUGAAACGUACUGGGACCAGCAGCUGCCCAGUAAAGUUCCUCCUCUGUGUGAGCCCGUACCCCUCACCUCCCUUCCAAUGUUGGGCUACCUGGAACAGGGUGUGGCAGUAGCAGUCAUCAAGGCCAUGACAGCUGUUGGGUGUCUCAAACCAAAGUAUCCCUUCAUCAGUAUACAAAGAUCAGCACUCCUCUACGUGGCCUUCUACCUGAAAGCUUUCAAUCACAAGAGCACAGACUACGCCAGACAAAAGUACAGAAAGAAGCUGGCCUUGUUUGAAGAGAACUGUGCCCUGAUUCCGUACCUGAGCUCAACAAUGAGAGUUAACUACAGACCUCCCAGUGAACGUCCCAUCGACUUUGAGUUCAAACUGAAUCGGUUCCUGGCCUUGGAAGACAUGCCAGGCAACAGCAUUGUGCUCUAGCUGUGCCUGUUUUGAAACCUUGACAACUGCUACCUUAUAUUGUGUGGAGAACUGGGUGACAACUAAGUUAUAUGAAAAGGAUGUUGCUCUAAAGAGUUUAUUUUAUCAAGUGCAGCAUAUAAUAAAGUAUUCUUCUCUGUCAAGGCUAAACGAUUCUGCUUGGGACAUUAGUUUAAACUUGCUUCGCUGUAGCUCUACAGAACUUUCCUUUUCUUGCAUCAUAUUUUACAUGAAAAAGAAAGGGUAAUGACUAUUGGUUUUCUACACAAUGCUUUUGUGCACCAUGCUUUUUAAUAUGUCAGUACAAUUGGGGAUAUUGUCCAAGAGUUAGCAUCGAGUUGCUCUGCUGCAGGUUUUCACAAUAGAUUGUGGAAAAAUUGUUGUCUAAAGUAUCCUGGUAAGCAAAGAUUGCCUACAAUGAUUGAAGUGAAAAUCUAUUUCUAUUUCUUGUUCUAUUUCUAAAUGAGAAACUAUUGAUUGUUUGCAGUUUA